AUGGAUAUGGAAAGCAAUAGCCACGCCAAUAUUCCGACAGGAACUGAACAGUCACUGCUUGAUGACAUGCCUGUCAACGUCGUCUCUGCGCUGUCUAUUACUGACCAGUAUGAUUACAGUUGUGGAAUAAGAACAUGGCGCCCUCGGUGCCUGCAGGCGUUUGCGAAGGCUCAAUUUGCAGUGGCCGGUCUCGUGAUUGCAACACUGUGCGUGACUUUAAAUUUUGCUGCAAUGUCAUCUGCUUUAAACAACUGGGAGAAACGCUACAGUUUACCCUCUACUAUAGUUAGCCUUGCAUUCACUGUCAUGGAUGUAGCCAUGUUGUUGCCACUAAUUCUAAUAACCUACAUAGGUGGUAGACCAGAUACCCACAGACCACGGUGGAUAGGAAGUGGUAUGGUGAUUGGAGGUAUAGGUCUGCUAACUGUCAGCACUCUGCAAUUCAUGUCGGGACCAUAUCAAUAUGGCGUUAUCCGUGAAAAGAAAUCAUUCGAUCUCUGCAGUGCUCAAAAAGAUUAUUCCUUCAACGAAACCAAAGGAUGCAGUGAAGAGACUAUACAUGGAGAGCAGCUUAAAUUAUUAGUACUAAUACUCACUGGAAUAAUCAUGUUUGGCAUUGGUAUAUCUCCACUCUUCACUCUUGGGAUCACAUAUAUUGAUGAUAAUGUUCCCAAGAAUAAAGCCCCUUUCUACAUUGGUGCAAUGAUCUCUAUGUAUGCAUUGGGACCAAUCAUAGCUUUCCCGGUAUCAUCUGCAUAUAAUAACAUGUACGUUGAUUUCUAUCGUGUCAACACAUCAACGAUCGAUAUCAGUCGAUAUGAUCCACGCUGGGUCGGUGCUUGGUGGCUCGCUUUUGUUAUCAAUGGUCCUUUGUGUAUUAUUGUUGGUUUAUCGAUUAUGUUACUUCCGAAAAAGAUCCAUGCUAAAGUAGAAAUUUCAGGUAGUCCAAAUCAAGAAGUAAUUGAGAACAACACUGUCGUUCCUAUUUUAAACAAGAAGCUGAAAGAUCUGCCACAGGCAUUGAAGCGACUAAUGUAUAAUAAGACUUACAUGGCAGUGAUGAUUGCGCGUACAGUUGAUAUAGCCGUGAUAGCAGCAUUGAUGCCUUUUAGUGUCAAAUUCAUUCAUGACCAAUUAAGAGUUACCAUGUCAAUAGCGGGGACCCUUGUUCCUGUUGCAUUUAUUAUACCAAGCGGACUGGGAAUAUUUGUUGGAGGCAUACUAAUGCGGAAGUUCAAACCAUCAUUAUUAACUACAGCUAGGAAUGUCCUCCUUGUAGCUGUUCUGGUUGUACCACUUCCUAUCAUAAUGAUCUUUAUUGGUUGUGAUAAUUAUAGAUUUGCUGGCAUUAAUACAGAAUAUGCAGUUAGAUUAUAUGGUAAUAGUAGCAAUGUGAACAGUGUAACUUCCUGUAACUCUGAAUGUUUAUGUAAAGAUGAUGUGUUUGAUCCGGUAUGUGGAUCAGAUGGAAUUACGUACCUUUCACCAUGCCAUGCAGGAUGUCAAUCUCUGGAUUCCCCUAUGUCACGUGCAAAGAAUUUUACUGAAUGCGCCUGUACUGGUGCAACUAUCAAAGAUAUGCCUAGUAGAAUCAGUUCUGCUCCUACAAGUAAUCAUUCUCUGAUGGCCAAUAAUAACUAUGCAGAGACGUACAACAAUACAAUCAAUAAUGGAUCUGCAUACCUUCUCAAUGAGGACGAUAUAUCAAUACUUGGUUAUGCUAGGACUGGUAUAUGUGGAGAAGAAUGCAAUCAAAUAGUUAUUGUGUUUGUUGUCGUCUUCUUCAUUUUUGGCUUUAUUGGAUCUCUCCCUACAACAAUGACAAUGGAAAUCCUACUGAGGUGUGUUGACCCAGCAGAAAAAACAUUUGCACUUGGAGUUCAAGAUGUGUUUACUCAGCUAUUAGUUUGGAUUCCAACGCCUGUGUUUAUUGGAGCAACCAUUGAUUCCACAUGUGUGUUGUGGGAAACGACAGCAUGUGGCGAUGAGGGCGCUUGUUGGUUAUAUGACAUACCGCAAUACCGCAUGAAAUACAUGUUAGUACUUUUAGCUAUUAAGGUCGUUAGUUUGAUCUUCAAAGCACUGAUUUGGUGGAUGAUUAAGAAUCGCGUUAAUGGAGAUAAGAAUUAUGAUAAUGUUCCAACAAACAAAUCUGAGAAUGAAACUCAUCUUUAA
This is a messenger RNA of Saccoglossus kowalevskii, 2175 nucleotides long. RefSeq names its product solute carrier organic anion transporter family member 5A1-like. Gene Ontology annotation, cellular component: basolateral plasma membrane. Gene Ontology annotation, biological process: sodium-independent organic anion transport; transmembrane transport. The record is from RefSeq and is a predicted model, not a curated record. NCBI's taxonomy places the organism in Eukaryota, Metazoa, Hemichordata, Enteropneusta, Harrimaniidae. Gene Ontology annotation, molecular function: protein binding.